UCCAUUCAUUGACUAGAAAUGAAAUUGAGAUGUCAAGUUUGCUUCAUAGUAUUAAUUAAAAAAUUUCUAUUAUUCUAUUUAACGCGGGAACACCAAAUAGCACUAAAAUUUCUAAGUACAAAAAGCAUAAUAUAACGAAAAUAGAUUUUGUUAUUCGUAACUGUAAUUGAUCGAGAAUUAGUGGAUAUUAUGUCCUAUAUUAUAAUAACAAAAUAUUUUGAGUAAGAUAUUAUAUUAUAUAACUGUCUAAUAUGUAUCGUAAUAAUCCAAACAAAAGUUCAAAACCAAUUUUAAAAUGUCAACAACAAACAUGUGUCAAAUCUAACGAAAGUUUAGAAAAUAUUAAUGUUUUAUCAGAAAAAUCAGAGCGAACUUUUAUUAGAAGUACUACUAAAAUUCUUAAUUUAAUUAAAAAGCCUGUUACAAGUCAUAAGGAAGAGAAACAAGAAAACAAUAUUUUAACUAAAGAAAAAGAAAAUAAUGCAGUUGUUAUUAAGGAAGAUUCAUCCACUGAUAGUAAUACAAUUAUUUUUAAUGUAGUAAUAGGCAAGAAAUCUAUGAGAAAACAUAAAAAAUGGGAAGAUGACGGAACAUUGGAAGUUACAGGAAAACAUGCAAUCCUAAAGAAUACCGAAGGUAAUAUUAUUCAUAAAACCACAGUAAAUCCAGAAGUUUUGAUAGAAGGCUUUAGAAUGUAUAUAGAUAAUAAAGAAAUUGAGAUAAUUGACAGGGUAAACUCUAAAUACAUGCCAAAUAAAUGUAUUCCAGAAGUAAUUUCAGAACCACCCACAAAGAAGUUGAAAACUUCAGGUUCUAAGCCAUAUCUUCCUUUAGGAUCUUUACACAAAGAUAUGAAAUUAAGAUGCUGUCCAUUGAUAAUGCCAUCUAUAAGUAUUUCAAAAAAUUGGGAAGUGAAUGAUGUAUCAAAAAAUGAAAAAGAAGUAUCUGUAGAUACUUGUUUAGUAAAUGUACUCAGACAACAUCAACGUCACGGUAUUGUAUUUUUAUAUGAAUGUAUUAUGGGCUUAAAGGUACCUAACUAUUUUGGAGCAAUUUUGGCUGAUGAAAUGGGACUUGGUAAAACAUUACAAUGCAUUACAAUUAUUUGGACGUUGUUAAAGAAAGGGCCGUAUGGACAUCCAAUACUAAAAUAUAUAUUAAUAGUAACUCCUAGCAGUUUAUGUUAUAAUUGGAAUAAAGAGUUCAAACAUUGGUUGGGAUUCCAUAGAAUAUCUCCAUAUGUUGUAAAUGCUAAAAACAAGCCAGAAGAUUUCAAAAAACACAUAAGGAACUCGGUUUUAAUUAUUAGUUAUGAUAUGCUUAUCAAAUACAAACAAGAAAUUGAACAAAUACCUUUUGAUUUAAUCAUAUGUGAUGAAGGUCAUAGAUUAAAAAAUAAUGAUAUAAAAACAGCAAAAAUUUUAUAUAACUUGAAUUGUAAAAGAAGAAUUCUUUUAACUGGAACUCCAAUACAAAAUGACUUGCAAGAAUUUUUUGCUUUGAUUGAUUUUGUAAAUCCUGCUAUAUUGGGAAAUAACAUUGAAUUUAAAAAUUAUUAUGAAAAACCUAUUGUUGCAUCACAAUGUCCUAAUGCAUCAAAUAAUAUUGUAUCUCUUGGAACUGAAAGAGCUAGUGAGUUAUAUGAAAAGACUAAAUGUUUUAUAUUACGACGUACACAAGAAACUAUUAAUAAGUAUUUACCUUCUAAACAUGAAUUUAUUGUAUUUUGCCGCUUAUCAAAUGAACAAGAAGAUUUAUAUUCUCGAGUUACAGACUCGUGGUUUAAUAAAACUGUAUUACCAAAUAAUAGCAUACCACAUUUAACAAUAAUAACAGCUCUAAAAAAAAUUUGCAAUCAUCCAGAAUUAUUUAAUAAUGAAAAAACUGAGUUUUUAAAUAUUGAUACAAAAGCUACAAAUAAAAUUCCUAAUAUAAAAGAUGUUACGAAAAAAACGUACUGUGGAAAAAUUUCAAUUGUACAAACAUUACUAAGAAAUUUAAAAAAAACGGAUGAGAAAUUAGUAUUAAUUUCAUAUUAUACACAAACACUCGAUCUAUUGGAAACUGUUUGUGAUACAGAAGGCUUACAAUUUCUUAGAUUAGAUGGUACUACAACAAGCAAUACAAGAUCUAAGAUUAUAGAACGGUUCAAUUCAACCACUGACAAUAGUAAAAUAUUUUUAUUAAGUGCAAAAGCUGGUGGAGUUGGAUUAAAUUUACCUGGUGCAUCUCGACUUAUAUUAUUUGAUUCAGACUGGAAUCCAGCAUCUGAUUCACAAGCUAUGGCAAGAAUUUGGAGGGAUGGUCAAAAAAAAGAUGUUUACAUGUUACGAUUACUAACUACUGGAACUAUUGAAGAGAAGAUCUUUCAAAGACAAAUUAGCAAAGCAAGCUUAAGUGAAACUGUAGUAGACUUAAAUUCAUCCUCUUCGCUUAAAUUGUCUACAGAUGAACUAAAGGAUUUAUUUACAUUGGCAACAAAUACAAAUUGUUUAACACAUGAUUUAAUGAAAUGUUCUUGCAAUGGCUAUAAGAAAUCAGAAGAAAAAUCAGAAGAAUCAUAUCAAAAAGAUGACAGAGAAUAUCAAUUUCUAGGAGAUAAAGUGACAAAAUCAAAUUUAACUAUAAACCAGCUUUUAAAAUGGGAACAUUACCAACAACCAAUUUCGGAUGAAAUAAUUCAAGAAAUUAUGUUAUCAGAAGCAUCUGAUAAUAUAACGUUUAUAUUGAAAAAUUCUGUAAAUAAGAGUAAAUAAGAGAUUCAAUUAAUAAAAAUAUUUAUUCCAUA
Molecule: messenger RNA, 2788 nt
Organism: Frieseomelitta varia
Lineage: Eukaryota; Metazoa; Arthropoda; Insecta; Hymenoptera; Apidae
Product: DNA repair and recombination protein RAD54B-like
Exons: 10
Coding region: 252-2756 (834 amino acids)
Biological process (GO): double-strand break repair via homologous recombination; reciprocal meiotic recombination
Cellular component (GO): nucleus
Molecular function (GO): DNA translocase activity; ATP binding; ATP-dependent chromatin remodeler activity
Source: RefSeq, a predicted model, not a curated record